AUAUAUUACAUCUAACACUAUGGGCUCUUAUUUUAUGAUUUAACCCUUUUGUGAGUUACCAAGUUGAACAUCUUCUGGAAGUCUGAUGUUGCCCUGCAAAUUAUGAUUUCAAUACUUUAAAAGUUGAAACAGAGUUAAAUAAAAUUGGAGUUUUGAGAUGAGGGGUAUUAGUUUGGUAGCCACACAGCAGAUUGAUCACAACCCAGGGUUUACUUAUUUAGAAAUGGUAACAUAAAUGGCUUAUAUUAAAAAAUAACUUGUGUAAGAUUUAAUCAGUGAGCCUAGAAUCAUUAAAAGUUUAGAAUUCUGCCUCAGGAACCCGGAACUGUGCUUUUUGGGAGGCCGUGGGAACCUGACGCCUGGAGCUGGGUUUCCAGCCGGAAUUGUAUUGUGGACGGGCCGGAUCGGUAAGUCAUGGCGCUGGAAGUUCGCAGGCGGCUUUUUAAAAUCCUCAUGCGCUUCGGCGCCAUCAUCCUGACCCGUUUCCCGUUCUGGAACUGCUUCAGUAUGUUGAUGCUGUUCGCCGAGCGAGCCGACCAGCGCAGAAAGCCAGAUAUUCCAGUGCCAUACCUCUAUUUUGAUAUGGGUGCUGCAGUGAUUUGUGCCAGUUUUAUGUCUUUUGGAGUGAAAAGGAGGUGGUUUGCGUUGGGGGCUGCCUUGCAAUUGGCUGUUAGCACAUAUGCAUCAUACAUUGGAAAACAAGUCCAUUAUGGAGAUUGGCUGAAGGUGAGAAUGUAUUCCAGAACUAUAGCCGUUAUUGGAGGAUUUUUGAUUUUAGCAAGUGGUGCUGGUGAAGUUUAUCGGCAGAAGCCACGGACCAGGUCGUUGCAGUCUACUGGACAGGUGUUUCUUGGUAUCAACCUUAUUUGUGUGGCCUACUCCCUGCAGCACAGUCAAGAGGACCGUCUGGCCUAUCUGAACCACAUCAUAGGAGGUGAAAUUACACUGCAGUUGCUAUUUGUACUGUACGCUGUGCUGGCCUUGUCUUUCCUCUCUGGUUAUUGUGUACGGACUGCAGCCCAGAUACUGUCUGUUCUUAUGCCUCUUGUAGUUCUCUUUAUCGAUAGCAAUGUGGGCUAUUGGCAUCAUUCCUGUCGGAUCGAGUUUUGGAAUCAAAUGAAGCUGCUUGGGCAGAACGUGGGUGUUUUUGGUGCUGCUAUAAUUUUGGCAACAGAUUGUUAGCGCAUUUUUACAUGUGGUGUUCUUUAAUGCAUUUUUACAUGUGGUGUUCUUUAAUGCAUGGCACAAAUGAAAUAACUGACUUGUACCGCUAUUUAUUUGACUUUUUUAAAUGUAUAGGUUCUUAAAUAUAUUUUCAAUAUAGAUCAUAUUCUCGGACAGUUCUAUAGAAACAAAACUUGUAUGAACAAUUGCUUGGAUGCGAGUGAACCUGAGGGCCGACUUUGUGAAAGUAUGCUCCUAGCGCAAUACUCACUCUCUCGGACCAUGUGCAAAGAAAUCAAGAGAUGCUUUUGGAAGAUCAGCUUUCAUGCUGGGCUAUAUAUUUAGAAACGUAGCUCACUUUGUUUAUUGUUGUCCUUUUUCACUGAAGUACAAUUUGAAUAAAUUAUUAGUUCUGUGUGCUGUAUCAUGAAUGAUAUAAAAGACCCAGAAUUCG
Molecule: messenger RNA, 1618 nt
Organism: Stegostoma tigrinum
Lineage: Eukaryota; Metazoa; Chordata; Chondrichthyes; Orectolobiformes; Stegostomatidae
Gene: tmem101
Product: transmembrane protein 101
Exons: 4
Coding region: 415-1182 (255 amino acids)
Biological process (GO): positive regulation of canonical NF-kappaB signal transduction
Source: RefSeq, a predicted model, not a curated record